AUGCAUCGGCACUGCAAAUCUCUACUAGAUGCUGUAGAGUAUUUAGGUGUAGACUUUCGGGCCCAUGUCAAGACACACAAGACUCUGGAAGGAGUUCGCCUGCAAGCUGGGGAAGGGAACAAAGAUGUUCGACUCGUAGCAUCAACCGUUGCUGAAAUUGAGUUUCUACAACCGUUGUUACACGAAUUUAUGGAAAGUGGCCGCCAGGUCAAUGUCCUUUACGGCAUCCCUUUGCCACCCUCCCAGGUUGACCGCCUGGCAGCUAUCGGUCGGCGGCUGGGUCAAGGCACCAUUUCUGUCAUGAUUGAUCACGUAUCCCAGCUCAGUCAUGUGGUUCGCUUUGCAGAGCAAGCCUCUUUUCCAGCUGGAGUCUACUUGAAGGUCGACACAGGCUACCACCGAGCAGGCCUACCUCCUUCAGGUCUCAACAAGGACGACUUGGUUUCAAGGCUGAUUAACCUUGACAAUGAAGGCAAAAUAAACUUCAUUGGGCUUUACUCGCACAGUAGUCUCAGCUACAAUGACUCCACCGCCAAGCAAGCAAUGGCCAAUCUCGGAGGCGAACUCACCGGCUGUCUUGAUGCGCUCGAAAAAAAUGCGCACCUGUUCUCGAGUGACAAAGAAAUAACCAUCAGUGUCGGAGCCUCGCCGCAGACUUUGCACAAGGUCGUGACCGAAAGACACUGUGGAUUUCGCACCAAACUUGAACUUCACGCUGGUGUAUACUCUCUGCUCGAUGUUCAACAGUUUUCUACGCAUUCCCGAGCUCACCUAGGAGACUACGAGGAUGAGAUAGCCAUCUCUGUCAUGGCAGAAGUCUGCAGCGUUUAUAACGAUGGCGAGCGGCAGCAACCUGAAGCUUUACUUGCAGUUGGAGUGUUGGGAUUGGGACGUGAGCCUUGUGCGGCAUAUGAGGGAUGGGGAAUUAUCGAUCGUGACGCUUAUUCUCCUGAUACGCCGAAUCUUGAUCGCCGACUGAUCGUGAAGCGGGUGAGUCAGGAACACUGCAUUGUGUCCUGGGGGCUUACCAAGGGACAUGACGAUGAAAAUUCUCAACAACCCAUACCCUUAGAGGUAGGCCAGACGGUUCGCAUUUAUCCGAAUCAUGCUUGUAUUACCGGAGCCUUGUAUGGUUGGUAUUAUGUAGUCGAUUCAUCAGAGGACGGGCACCGAGUUGUAGAUGUUUGGGAAAGGGCAAACGGGUGGAAAAUGCCAAUUGCUAUGUAG
Trichoderma breve is the source of this 1227-nucleotide messenger RNA. Its product is annotated as putative serine dehydratase domain-containing protein. The record is from RefSeq and is a predicted model, not a curated record. Bases 1 to 1227 code for a protein of 408 amino acids. Gene Ontology annotation, biological process: D-serine catabolic process. Lineage: Eukaryota; Fungi; Ascomycota; Sordariomycetes; Hypocreales; Hypocreaceae. The transcript is spliced from 3 exons. Gene Ontology annotation, molecular function: D-serine ammonia-lyase activity.